Penicillium canescens is the source of this 1506-nucleotide messenger RNA. Its product is annotated as FAD-binding oxidoreductase. The record is from RefSeq and is a predicted model, not a curated record. Gene Ontology annotation, molecular function: FAD binding. NCBI's taxonomy places the organism in Eukaryota, Fungi, Ascomycota, Eurotiomycetes, Eurotiales, Aspergillaceae. The transcript has 4 exons. Bases 1 to 1506 code for a protein of 501 amino acids.
AUGAUCUUCUUGAGUAUCCUGGCAACUGGCUUCUGCGGCAUUGCCGUCCAGGCCGCAGUGCAUUCCAAUGGCACUGCCGAGGCCAAGUUAGCCCAGAUCAGGGAACUGCUCACGCCUCAGCUCUCAGCGAAUGCCACGAUUGUCUUUCCCGACUCCGAGAAAUGGUAUGAUGUUACACAUCGUGCUGCUGCCCCCCGCGUCAACCCGGGCUAUCUCGCCGUUGUCGACGUAGCUGCCGAAGACGACGUCGUGAAUACGAUCAAAGUCGCUAAUGAGAUCGGAGUCCCGUUCCUGGCUGUCACCGGCACCCACGGUUGGACCGACGAUAUCAGCAAGAUCCAAGGCGGAAUUCAGAUUCGCAUGCGUGGCCUCAACCACGUCGGUCUUGGACCCAACAAUGACACCGCAUAUGCCGGCGGUGGUGUUAUUCAAUAUGAAGUCGUCCAGGCUCUGUAUCCGUAUGGAAAGCAAGCCGUCCACGGUCUUUGCGAGUGUGUCUCCAUCAUGGGUCCUCUCCUUGGUGGGGGUCACAGCGUGCUCCAGGGUGAUCACGGUUUCGCUGCUGACAACUUGGUCUCGGCCAAGGUCGCUCUUCACGACGGAACCGUUGUCACCGCCUCGGCCACUGAAAACGAAGAUCUCUUCUGGGGCCUUCGUGGUGCUGGUCAUAACUUGGGUAUUGUCCUCGAGUUCGAGGUCAAGGCUUACGACAUCCAACCGGAUCCAUGGACAUUUAUGACCCUCGUCUAUGAGGCCGAUAAGAUUGAAGAGUACUUCGAAGCCUGGAACGAGCUCGAGGACACCAUUGCCGACCCCGGCCUGGUUGUCCUGAACGGUUACUACCGCAACUUGCCUGAGAUCAACGCUGAGAAGCCUGUUCUCGUCAUGGAUCUCAUCUACCAGGGCUACGACACCGCCGCUCCCCAGUACAUUGAGGCCUACCGUGCCAUCGGGCCCAUCCACGAGGAGACCAUUACCGAUAUCUAUUGGAACAAACUCUUCGACAUCACCAACUUCGGUCGUGACGACCGGGUCUGUGUCCCGAGUCAGAAUUGGGCCGGCUACGUCAACUCCAUCGUCCGCUGGGACCCCCCAGCCAUGCGCGAAAGUUACAACAUCUUCGCUGACCUUGUCGCCAUUGAAACCUACAACACCUCCACCUUCAUCUUCGAGUCCUAUGGUCGCAAGGGUGUCCGCGACUUUCCCGAUGACUUGAACGCUGUCGCACCGGAAGAGCGCAACAAGCACAACAUGUUGGCUGCCUUCCUGUUCUGGUCCGGUAAUAACGAGACUGACCUCACCGUUGCCCGCGAUUUCGGGGAGAGACUCCAAGUUGCCAGCCGCAACGGUGAGAUUGCUCACUCUUACGUCAACUACGCCAUAGGCGGCGAGGAGCUUCCGCAGGUAUACGGCCGUGAUGUUGACCGCAUCGAGAAGCUCCAGGCCAUCAAGGCCAAGUUUGAUCCUUACAACAAGUUUGGAUUCUAUGCUUCCCUCGCAGCUUGA